AGUACAUGCAUCUGGACUGGCUUCAUCUUUUCCAAAGUAUCCUUAGCGAGUGUUUUACAAGUGAAUUUACCGAGCAGCUGACAGCUCUUUGCGACGAUGCGUCGCAGCAAUACGACGCCCGCGAGUCCGGCAGGAACCGCAGCCCGACCUCGGCAGAUGACAAAAGCGGAGAGCAAGGCCAUGCGGUUACAUGAUUCUCAGUACCAACAUCUUCCCGGAGCAAUAUUAACGAAUGAACGCAACUACAAGCCGCCAAAAGACCCCCUCUGCAUGGGUACUUCGAGCGGAAAGGCGAAAACUCUCAGCACAAUCAGCAUGGAAAAGGAGCCCUCUUGGUUUUCGGAACGUGAGGCGUGUUCUCGGACGAGCAGUUGGUAUCGAGCCAAUCCGGUGAAUAUCGAUGACCGGGUGGGCGGAAGAGGGCAGAAACUAUGUGGCGCAUCAUCAUCCGCAUCUUCUACUUCAAGGGCGUGUUUUCGUGCUGCUCCGCAAACGCAUCUGUCACAGCUUCCUCAACAUGGAGAUAAUAGUUCCUGUACGACGCCUGCAAUUAUGAAUCUUCAGCUGAACUACAAAGGGACGUCGUCGUCGAGAAAGAAUACAUCGUAUGUGGGAGGUCCUCAUCAGAACGAGUUGCAACAUCCGUAUCUGCAAGCGAACGGUCAGGGGAUCAUCUUGGGUCGUAGGUCCACUACAACCGGGGCACACAGCAACUCGCGUUUUGAAGAGCAGCCCUCAACGUACAAGUACAAUCAAGAACAACUUCUUCUACCUGGGUCUACUACAACUUCUCAUAGGCUCCAAAACCUAUCACCGCAAAGGAGUCUGACAGGG
Messenger RNA from Amoebophrya sp. A120, 834 nucleotides. The record is from the annotation of a GenBank genome assembly. Lineage: Eukaryota; Dinophyceae; Syndiniales; Amoebophryaceae.